Molecule: messenger RNA, 2912 nt
Organism: Leptomonas pyrrhocoris
Lineage: Eukaryota; Euglenozoa; Kinetoplastea; Trypanosomatida; Trypanosomatidae
Exons: 1
Coding region: 231-2912 (893 amino acids)
Source: RefSeq, a predicted model, not a curated record
GCUUCGCUGCGUACCUGCAACGCCACAACGAAAGAGACACCGCCUCCUCCUCCUCUUCCGCACACCACAGCUGUCGCGUGAAGCGCAUUCGAGGUAUUGAGAACACGCAGGUUUGGAGGGGAAGCAAAUAAAUGGUCCUCACCGGUUUCAUUAAAGUCGAACGGUGUAUGCAACGGAAUUGAUGUACAGUAGCAGACAUACUUUGAAAACCUCUUCUUUCUGUAGAAGUCAUGUAUUAUGGUAAGCAAGAGGCGCAGGGCGGGCAACGCGGUGCGUUCAGCCGCCUCAUGGCCGCACGGCGCGCCAGCGAGGUCCCCACGUCACGCACCUCCGCGACGGCAUCGGGAGCGGCGUCGUCAACGCCGCGGCUGCCGACGCUCGCGAAAGGCGGCGAGACCACUCCAGCAUCUGCCCCACUCAGCUCCUCAUCCCACCUCGUCGCUUCGCAUCAUAGUAGCAGCGGUAACGGCGGCGGCAACGCAGCGCCUACAGGGCGGCAGGGCACCCCCGACAUCCCCUCCUAUGUCAUCACGGAGCGAACGCCGCGUGCGGAGCUGCUCGCCAUCAUCUCGGAACUGCAGAGGGACCUCACGCAACGCACGGACAGCGUCAACGCCAUUCAGCGCAACUUCCAGCGCCUGAGCGCGAUGCACCACGCGGAGCAGGAGGAGCUGCAACGGCUGCGGCGCCUUCAGCAAGAACGGCAAUACGUGGUCCCGCCGCCAGACACGGAUGCAGCACUGCGCGAGCAGCGGCGACUGGUCGAAGAGCUGAAGGCCGAGCUCACGCAGCGGGAGCAGGAGAGCGCGCUUCUGCGGAAGGAGGCCGCCCGCUCUCUCGAACAGCACCGACACGCGGUGGACCGCAGUGGCGUUGAGCACGUGCUUCUGCAGGAGCGGCAGAACAUCGCAUACGCGGAGGCGCAGGCGUUUAUGGAGCUGAUGAAGACUUCAACGGCAGAGCUGUCGCGCCUUGCAGCAGAGCGUGAGGUCAGGGACGAGAAUCGGCAGAAGCACGAACACCUGCUUCGUGUGUUGCGCGCGCACACAGAGCGCCUCGGUGCUCUUCAGCUUAAAAUAAGGGGCGAUUCCAUUGAAGCCGGGGCGAACACGCCGGUUCCUCUUCAAGCGGAGCUGCGGUCUUCUGCGUUCAGCGGCGGCGAACUGACUGCCGUGGCUGCGGAGCUGCAGAGAGCAGAAGAGGCAGCAACGUUCUGUCUGGCCGGAUACGCGAGCGCGGCGGCCCAACGACACACCUCCGCGAGCACCGCAGCGCAGCAGCAGCUGGCAGCGCUGACCGCGAAGACGGAUGAUGCGCAGCACGCGUUGUGCCGGACGCUGAUCUCGUGCGAAAGGGAGGCGCGGUGUUCAUUGGAGGGCGCCGCCGCCGAUACCGCAGCGGCGCUGCUGUGCUCUUUCCAACAGCUGAAGGUGGUCGCGGAGAGCACGGCACUACGUGCAGUCGCGGUCACGUCCCAACUGGAGCGCACCCGCGCUCAGUGCAGCGAGUACGUAGACCAGUGGACGGCGUCUGCGGACGGGCGACUGCACGAACUUCAUCACCACAUCGAUUCCUGGUGUGCUUCAUUCGAGAGCGACCUCUCUGCGCACCGCAAGACUGUGGAGCAACACGGGCAAGUGAUGCGUGAGCUGGCCGCCGCGCGCACGGAGUGGGAGGCGCUGCGCGACACGGAGCGCAAAGCGCACAAGGCGGAGCUCGCCCACGUGCGACAAGACACCGCCGCGAAGGUGGCCACAGCCGAGUCUCGCCUGAAGGCGUCGCAGCAGCAGAGUUCAGCCGUGCAGAAAGCCUUAGAGGACGCACAUGCUGCCCACCAACGUGAGAUGCAGGACGCUGAACAGCAUGUUCAAGAGAGGUGUAAGGAGGCCGCGGCGGAGCGGGAGGUGCUGCUGAGCCGGCAGUGGUUCCGCGUGCAGUCUGCACAGGAGCAGUGCACGGCGGAGGCGAUGUCGCUGUUGUGGGACGUGUCUUGUGUGCGAAGGUUGUGCUAUCAGGAGGAAGCAGAGGCACGCAUGGCGUUGUACGCGGCACACGUCCAGGCCGCUGCCCGGCUCUCUCAGCAGACAACGAGCCAAAAAGUGUUGGCGGGAGUCUCGCAGGCGGUGUGGGCUACGCAUGCAACGCACUUGUCUGAGGGGGAAGCCGCGGCUCGCUUGCUGGUAGAGACGAAGGCGCAGGAAGAAUUUGUUGAGCUCGUGUGCGAGGAAGAGGGCGGGAGGCGCGGUCUGUGCUACAACAGCCAACUGGCACGGCUGCAUCAGGAGGUGGACGAGGCAAGGGUGAAGACAGCGGAAAUGCAGGCGAAGCACCGACGUCGGGAAGAGCAGCUGGAGGCCGAUCUGCACCUUGCCGAAGAGGAGCGCCGAGCCGCAUUGAGCAACGCGUCGGAUGCCGCCGCCGCCGCCGCUGCCGCACGGAGAGCGGAGCAAAAGGUAGCUGAAGAGCUCCUCGCGCUUAAGUCGUCCACUGCUGCCGCGGCGGAGCGCAUUGAGGCGGCCGAGAGCGCCACUGAGAGCGCCUGCUGCUGUUCGCUCUGCCUUCAGCUGCUACACAAUCCCAUCGCCUGUGUACCCUGCGGGCACGUGUUCUGCGCGGGGUGUCUUCUAUGGCACACACGCAAUAAGUCGCUGUCCUCGCUCAGCGCCGCCGGCGCCGCUGGCGGUCCGCAGCUUAGCCGACGCGUGAGUGGUGGGGCACCGCCUCGGAUUGAGGUGGAGGUGGCGCAGUGGAUGCGCGGGCUGACUGUUCCGCAGGCCCGGCUGUACUGCCCGGAGUGCGGCGGUGCGCCGAGUGUGUCGACGGUGGUGGAGCUGCGCGCGUUGGGUGACCUGGCAGCCAAAUACACGUACAAGAGAGGCGCUUUGAAGGAGUUGAUGAGGGACCUCCUUUGA